AUGUACGGCAUGCUGUUGGAGAGUGUGCAGCACUUCGUGCAGUUAGAGUAUGGCGAAGACGUUUGGGUUCAGCUUCUAGAGAAAGCUGAUUGCAGGCAUAUGGUUUUCAACACCAGACAAAUAUACCCUGACGAACUUAUGACCAAUUUGGCUGCUGCAUUGGCCACGGUCAACGGUGACUCGGUGGACAAUGUGAUGGAAUUCUUCGGGAGAUGUUUCGCUCGAUUUUUUAGCAACUUAGGGUACGACUGUACAGUAAAGGCCACUGGCCGUUAUUUCUGCGACUUUCUGCAAAGUGUCGACAAUAUUCACAUGCAAAUGAGAUUCACGUACCCAAAAAUGAAAAGUCCUUCGAUGUACACGACACACGUCGACACGGAAGGCGUGGUAUUAGUAUAUCGAAGCACUAGGAAAGGUUUUACACAUUAUUUCAUGGGUCAACUGUUUCAAAUAGCGAAAGAACUUUACAAAAUCGAUUUGAACAUUAGAGUAUUAGAGAGUUCAAACAAUAUCCCAGGCUCUAGGAGUGUGAUGGUUAAAUUCCGAAUUGAUUUUGACAAUCAUGAAUACAUCGCGAAAACCAACAGAAUGAAAACUCCUCUGGGUCGAGAAUUAGCACCAGUUUCGUGUACCUUUCUGUUGCGGCUUUUCCCGUUCGGGGUUGUGAUAAACAAGGAUAUGCGAAUACUGGGAGUCGGUGAAAAGAUGCUACAAGCAUGGGGCGGCAGCUCGUCCAUCCUGAACAAGCACAUCACGGAAGUCUUUAAAUUACGCAGGCCUAAAGGGAUUUCCUUCACGUGGGGAAAUGUAAUGUACUUGCAUUCGGUGAUGUUUGAACUAGAGCUGAUCCGUUCGAACGAUAACAAUGCAUCAUCGAGCUCAGACAAUAACGCGAGUACAAGCUCGGGAUUAGAUAGACGAGGGAGCCAGGGAGCUAGAAGUAUUCUGCUGAAAGGUCAGAUGAGGUACAUCGAUGACAUUAAGGCAAUAAUUUUCCUGUGUAGCCCCUUAAUCAACAGUUUAGAUGAACUGCUUAACAUGGGCCUGUACCUGAACGAUCUAAAUCCCCAUGGCCUGAGUCGAGAAUUGGUUCUCGCCGGAUGGCAACACUGUGGAAGAUUGGAAAUGAUGUUCGAGAGGGCGGAACAGAGAUCUACCGAACUGGAGAACAGCUACGCGCUUCUUGAUCGUUGGAAAAACAAAAGCGACGAGCUUUUGUACUCCAUGAUCCCCCAAACGGUCGCCGACCGAUUACGAGCUGGCGCGAGCCCUUUGAGUACCUGUGAGUCAUUCGAAUCAAUAACCGUCUUAUUCUGCGAGCUCUGCGACUUCAAUUACUCAACCAUCGAGGAUGCAAUGGACAUCGUCUCGUCGAUGAACGCAGUUUUCUCGUGUUUCGACUCCUUGAUGGACCAAUUUAACGUGUACAAAGUAGAAACUGUUGGUCGAGUUUACAUGGCGGCGAGUGGUGCACCGGAUAGGACCGAAAGUCAUGCGCAAAACGUCGCAGACGUGUCGUUGCAAUUGCUGAAGCAUGUUCAGUCCCUUAAAUUGCCUUCUGGUCUAGACAUACAAAUUCGAAUAGGAAUUCAUUCUGGACCAGCUGUGGCAGGUGUUGUCGGUAUCAAAGUGCCCAGAUAUUGCUUCUUCGGGGACACUGUGAACACUGCGUCGAGAAUGCAGACCACCAGUCUGCCGGGUAAUGUGCACGUCUCGAGAGACACCAAAGCGCUGUUACCGGAAGAUCGCUAUCGGAUCGAGUCGCGUGGAUUAGUUUGGGUCAAGAUACCGCGAAACGAUCAAAAGUAUCGACCCUCGUCGAACGUCCAAGUGCAUUACAACAUCACCAAUGCCGAGAUCGAGGAUCUGAGGCCAGCAGACGAUGCGUCUUCUAUUGAUUUCAAUUCACCGUCUUCUGGUCCGUCAAAGAGACCGAACGUCUGCAGGGACUGCGUGUGCGGAGUGGGAAGAAAAAUAAGGAUCGUUGGUGGAGACACGGCGACUGUAUACGAAUAUCCAUGGAUGGUUAGCAUGAGCAGACAUGGGAUAUUUUUCUGCGCCGGAAGCUUAAUCACACGGAGACACGUGCUUACGGCGGCUCAUUGCGUGGAGGGAUUCGACAAGAAGAGCAUCAAGCUGGUUUUAGCCGACAGCAACCGCACGAAUUUCAGUAAGAACGCCAUAGUUCGCCGUGUCAAGUCAUUCACCAUGCACGAAAACUUUCAGACGUACUCGUUCAACAACGAUAUCGCCAUCAUCGAAAUAGACCGGCCGGUGGAUGUGAAUGGUAUCGUGAGAACCGGAUGUUUGCCCGAAGACAAAGCUAUCGACUACACAGGAGCAACGGCUACAGUGGUUGGCUGGGGUCGAACCGGAGAGGAUCAGCCUGUGAGCGAGAAAUUGCGAAAGGUUAGCCUUCCAAUUUUAUCUCAGGAGGAGUGUGAUCAGGCUGGGUAUAAGAAAAAUCGGAUCACCGAGAACAUGUUCUGCGCUGGUUACUUGGAAGGCGAACGUGAUGCCUGUUCAGGUGACAGCGGCGGACCCCUUCAUGUGAAAGGAACAUACGGACACCUCGAAAUCGUUGGUCUCAUUUCAUGGGGUCGUGGCUGCGCGAGGCCAAACUUUCCAGGAGUAUACACAAAAGUCACUAACUAUUUCGGUUGGCUGAAAGACCAUCUCGAUGACGAAUGCGUGUGUCCACCCUGGACUCUUGGAUCGUUCCUGAUACUCUUCGCCCAUAUUACUUGCUUGGACGUCAGGUUCCUGAGGGAUGAUUCAACCACGACUAGGAAUUACACUACGGCGAAUUCGACACACAAUCGAAAGGGCAAGUUCCUGUUCGACGAAUUAUUCGGUCUUGACAUAUCCAUCGGUGGGGACAGCGAUGAUGAAGUAUCGCGGAACUGUACGUGCGAAUGCGGUGUGUCCAAUCAAGAGAAUCGAAUCGUCGGCGGAAGACCCACAGCCCCGAACAAAUAUCCGUGGGUGGCGCGGCUGGUCUACGAGGGUCGCUUUCAUUGCGGAGCCAGUCUUGUUAACAAUGAUUACGUUAUUACUGCGGCUCACUGUGUACGUAGACUGAAACGUUCCAAGAUCCGCGUGGUUCUCGGCGACUACGAUCAGUACGUGAACACGGAUGGACAAUCGAUAAUGAGGGCGGUGAGCGCCGUGAUUCGUCACAGGAACUUCGACAUGAAUUCGUAUAACCAUGAUGUCGCUCUGCUGAAGCUCCGAAAAUCGGUGAAAUUCACAAAAACCGUCAGACCGGUGUGCUUGCCCCAGACAGGCACGGAUCCCGCCGGAAAGGAAGGAACCGUGGUCGGCUGGGGUCGGACGUCGGAAGGAGGAAUGUUAGCGGGGAUAGUACAGGAAGUGCAAGUACCGAUAUUAAGUUUAUUGCAAUGCCGUAAGAUGAAAUAUCGUGCCAAUCGAAUUACAGAUAACAUGAUUUGCGCCGGUCGCGGUAGUCAGGAUUCGUGUCAAGGCGACAGCGGUGGUCCUCUUCUUGUACAGGAAGGCGACAGAAUUGAAAUCGUUGGAAUAGUUUCUUGGGGCGUUGGAUGUGGAAGACCGGGAUACCCCGGUGUAUAUACCAGGGUGACCAAAUACUUAAAGUGGAUCAAUGCUAACAUGAAAGAAGGCUGUAUAUGUGGAAAUUAG
Messenger RNA from Dufourea novaeangliae, 3660 nucleotides. RefSeq lists its product as uncharacterized. The record is from RefSeq and is a predicted model, not a curated record. Gene Ontology annotation, biological process: proteolysis; nitric oxide-cGMP-mediated signaling; response to oxygen levels. The coding region runs from base 1 to 3660 and encodes 1219 amino acids. Lineage: Eukaryota; Metazoa; Arthropoda; Insecta; Hymenoptera; Halictidae. Gene Ontology annotation, molecular function: guanylate cyclase activity; serine-type endopeptidase activity; oxygen sensor activity. Gene Ontology annotation, cellular component: guanylate cyclase complex, soluble. The transcript has 24 exons.